UCAAAAUGGCUGAAUUGCCCGAGCUGUCAAACAGGACAAAUUAAAUUUUAAUAUUUUUGAUUGAUUACAAGAAAAAGAAAACCAAAGGAAUUGUAUCUGCAAGAGCACCAAGGUGAAAUCAGCAAUGAGCGGUCGUUACGACUACAGCAAAGGGUCGUCUCGAUCCGCGCGUGAUGAUUCUAGGCAGGAGAGGCGGCGGGAGCGCGACAGGUCGCGGUCGCCGCGCUCGAGGUCUCCGAGGCGCCGUUCUCCUGAAUUCAGUCGCAAUCGCUACUCUUCUAAGGAACGGACGAGGGAACUCGAUACUAGUCGUGACAGAGACACAGUUACAAAGCCCGUCAAAAUUCCAAAACACACAGAAUGGGAUGAGUCCAGUGAUGAGGAGGUCCCUGCCCCACCUCCCCCUCCUAGAAUCAGCAAGAUCAGUAUUGGCUUUGCAAAGCCGGCUGUGCCCAUCAAGAUGAACCUCGGUGCCAAGGCUAGUGUGCACGCCCCGAAGCCGACUAUAGCAUCAGUGUUCAAUGCUGAUGAUGAUGAUGAUGAGCCUGAGGAGAUGCCAGCUGAAGCCAGGAUGAGGAUGAGGAAUAUUGGAAGAGAAACACCAACAUCAGCCGGCCCAAACUCCUUUGGCAAAACCAAGCAGGGCUUCUGUGACGCCAAGAAGCUGUUUGAGAAGAACCUAAAGCAACAACUAGAUGAAACAAAUGAAAGGCCAAUUUUACCCAAAUUCCCGCAGACCAUCUAUAAGAUUAAACCUACAUGAGGAGUGUAGUCUGUUUAAAGACUGGUCUUUGUGAAUUAAAAUGUUUUUUUUUGUCAAAAUGUGUCAGCCCCUGUUAUUACCACUUAAAAUUAUUUUAAGCUGAAACAAAAAGAAAUUAAGUAUAUUAUUAAUUUUUUGGUACCAUAUUUUUUUUUUCUUUGGUACAGUCAGCGUUGUAUAGUAGGUAGCAUCCAAAGUAUUCAAAUAGUUCGGUACGCCAUACAAAUAAUAUAGGGCAUUAUCUAUAAAAAGGGACCUUAUUGUCGAUGGCGCUUACGCCGCAUAGCGUCGCUCGGCAUUGUAUUUAUAUCGGUGCAUCGUUAAUAAUGGCGUAAGCACCAUCGACAAUAAGGUCCCUUUUCAUAGAUAACGUCACAUAUGGUGUACUGAAGUAUUUGAAUAAUUUGGAUGCUGAUUCUAUAUGACGCUGACUGUACCAGAAUUGCAAAUUAAAUCCAAAUCUGUUAUACUACUGGCUUUGUGAGCAAUAGACCUUGUGAACCUCCACGGUUCUUCCAUUCACGAAAAAUGAACUAUUUACAUAACUUAUAGAACCUGUUUAAAAAAAAAUCACGAGAAUCGGAUGAGAAAUGCGAGUUGUAGAGAACCGCCAGACAGAUAUGAAAGCAUUAUUGCCUAAACUGACACAUUGGUGUUUAAUUUUUCGCAGCAUUCUUCUCAGUCGUGCACUAUUGUCAGAGUGGUUGUGGCUGUUUUGGAUGACGCACAUGGCUGGUCUUCAUUUCCGGUUACGUUAGUGGAAUUCAAACUUUCUCUUGCGAUGUCUCUCCAUUUCUGACGGUUGAUAGCGUUGCGAGUGCACUUCGUCAUUAUUUUUAAAAGGUCGGUCCAUCGCGUAAGAGAUCUUCCUCUGGAUCUUUUCCCUUCGAUCUGGCCCUGUACUACCAGCCUUUCGCAGCAUAGUGACACUUGAUUAUCAUUUAAAUGUUAAUACGAAUCAUUAUAAUUCACAAAGACAUGCUGUUAUUCAUUAACAUGUUACCUAUGCUAGUUAAGUAAUGACCACUUUAUUAACUUAACUUACAUUGGGGCAUGUUGAAACUUAUAAUAAGAUUUAGUUUUUAGCUUGUGUACUGUUACAAUGUUUGAAUUGACAAUGAAUUAUAUUUUAUGUUACUAUGAUGGUGCAAGUAGAAGUUUAAAAGAAAUAAGAGUUUUAGAUGUUGAGUGCUUUCUUACUCUGGUAUUUGUAAUUAAAACCUUAACAGCUACGUAAUAAGAUAGAAAGUUGUGUUUUUAUUAGAUGGAUAGAGUUGGAUCAUAGUUUUAGAGUUUGUGUGAUUGGACCUAAUUUAACGUGUCAAAGUAUGGAGUGCCAUAAUUUUCAUAGAAAUUUGACGUUCAUUGUGACACUGACACGCUUUGUCAUUGUAAAGUCUACCUAGUUAGAUUGGUCCGACUCUAUGACUUACAGAAAUACGUACAUACCUACAUAUUCACAUUUUUUUGCUUUAAACACAUUCAAUGUUUUUAAUAUUGGUCGAUUCUUCUACUUAGUCCUAGAAAAAGGCAGUAUGAGUGUUCAUUUCUUGUCAGUUUUAUUAAAUAGGAAAUGUUUAGUAGUGCUGAAAAGAUCGUGCCUUGUAAAUCAAUCUGGGUCAUUGUUACUUCGACAUAUUCUAGAAAGUCAAAGUUGGAUAUGUGUUCACUACUAUUAGUGUGCAUUUACAUUGUGUCGUUUAAGGCACGUCCAGACGGGAACAAUUUUUCGCCAAUUUGAUUCAAUUGUCUGAUCAAAUCAGGUGGUGCGGACGCAAACGCCAAUAAUGGCCGAUAGUACCGAUAAAAUGGAGGUGCGGACGCAAGAAUAUCAAUUUGUGACCCUAGUAUUCGCGUUUGGGAGCAUUUUUUUAAUAUAGUGCUCAGAUAUCACAAUAAAUCUAAAAUUGGAGAUUGUCGCCAAUUUCUUUUCUGAUCAAAUCGGUCGAUUUGAUCAUCCAGUCUGGAUUGGCCUUUACGUUUUGCAGUCCCCGAAUGAAUGUGGUUUCCUAGCAACCGAGUUUUUCAUGCGGCAAACGACCCAAUGCGACUGCACCACAGUUCUUACUCUGAAAUAUUUACAAAAUUGUGAUGUAUUAUUAUAUUUUACAAAUGUAUUCAACUGGCGCUAGCUUCUUCACAAGAGUUGAACGAUCGUGUGUAUCUUUUAUGGACUUGAAUAUAAUUUUAUUGCUCA
This is a messenger RNA of Cydia splendana, 2960 nucleotides long. Its product is annotated as PEST proteolytic signal-containing nuclear protein-like. Gene Ontology annotation, biological process: proteasome-mediated ubiquitin-dependent protein catabolic process; protein ubiquitination. The transcript has 4 exons. Lineage: Eukaryota; Metazoa; Arthropoda; Insecta; Lepidoptera; Tortricidae. The coding region runs from base 125 to 763 and encodes 212 amino acids. Gene Ontology annotation, cellular component: nucleus. The record is from RefSeq and is a predicted model, not a curated record.